Molecule: messenger RNA, 6192 nt
Organism: Pungitius pungitius (ninespine stickleback)
Lineage: Eukaryota; Metazoa; Chordata; Actinopteri; Perciformes; Gasterosteidae
Gene: sp4
Product: sp4 transcription factor
Exons: 7
Coding region: 638-2938 (766 amino acids)
Biological process (GO): regulation of transcription by RNA polymerase II
Molecular function (GO): DNA-binding transcription factor activity, RNA polymerase II-specific; RNA polymerase II cis-regulatory region sequence-specific DNA binding
Source: RefSeq, a predicted model, not a curated record
GAAUCGUCCCCUCAAAAAAAAAACAAUUGUACAUGGCGUAAAAAAAAGGGUUAAAUAGGCGACAAAAAUACAAAAUCGCCGGUGACGGUUGUUUUUUUUUUUUUUUGUUCGGGUGCGCGCGAGGACGACGACGAGGCGUCCCCCCCCCCCCCACCCCCUCGCGGCGAGAGAGAAACAGCGGCGACGGGCAGGCGCGUCGGAGAGAGGGUGUUGUCCUGAUGCUUAAAUGGAAGUGGGUGGGCCUCCGCGGUCACACACUGACAACUUCUCUGUGGACGCUACCGUGACGAGCGCCAAUCUGCUGGUUUAUGGACAGGCUGCCCGGUAAAAAAAAAAAGGGACACACAGGACCUGGGCGGCGACGAGGGGGAGGGGGCGGGGGUGGGGGGCGGACGGGGCCCCGGUGACGUUCACCGCGACCUCCGUUAUCUCCGUUAGUCGCGAGCUGCUUGAUUGCGCCGCGCGCUUUGGCACCGCCCUUCCUGGCCGGUGGGUGGGUUUUUUAUUUUUUUUUAUUUCGUCAAACGGGCAGAUCCGCCGCGGCCCACGGUGCCGAAGACAUAGGCCGUCCUCCGCCUCCUCUCCACCCGGCCGGCCUUCUACCGUGAACUACACCCUCUCGGUAUAUUAAUGCGUUAUGAGUGACUCCAAGAAGGAAUCAUUGGGAACCGAAGGAGGAAAAGCGUCUAAGAAGGGGAGAAGCUCUGGAUCGCAGGAUUCCUCGCAGCCCUCUCCGUUGGCUCUGCUGGCGGCCACCUGCAGUAAGAUCGGAGGGCAGGGGGGAGCGGAGGGGGCCCAGGCCCAGGUGGGGGCCCAGCAGUUCCAGGUCCAGGCCGGUCAGAUCCAGCUGCAGCCAGGUCAGCUCCAGGGGCAGAUAUUGUUGGACACAUCUGGAGGUCAGGCCCUAGUGCCCCAGCAGCUGGAACUCGUCCCAGCUCAGUUCACGGGGAACGGCUGGCAGAUCCUUACAGCAGCGCCUACUAUGGCCAAAGAGAACACCAAUCAGCCUGUUGCUGUGACAGUGGCCACCACCUUGGCUAAUGACAGCUCACCGGGUGGACGCAAGGUGAAAACAUUGGGUGGAACCAACUGUGUUGCCUCCAACCAGCAGCAGUUCCAGAUCAUCCAGGUUCAGAAUCUGCCAAAUGCCGGGGGCGGGGUCCAGUAUCAGGUCAUCCCUCACCUGCAGACGGCAGAUGGGCAGCAGAUCCACAUCAGCCCACAUCAGACAGCCUCCAUCGGGACUGUACAGGAGCAGGUCCAGCUCAUCCAGACCCAGAGCUCCGGCCAGACCCAGGCUAUCCUCCAGCCAGCCAACCAGCAAGCCAUCCUGACAAGUACAGCCAACCAGACGGUCCCGCUGCAGAUCCGCCCUGCACAGUCGUUCCCACUGCAGCUGCAGACUCUGCAGGGCUCCCAGACUCCUGUUAUGACCACGGUUCCCAUAAACCUUGGUGGCAUGACCCUGGCUUUGCCAGUGAUAAAUAAUGUCGGAGGGGGCGGGACCGUGCAGCUUAUCCAAUCAGCAGACGGCACAUUCUCUGUUGCCAACGGCAACCAGCUGAUGACAACAGCAGUGUCUGGGGCAGCCUCUGCCACAGCGACAAGUGGCUCGACGGCGGUAGCCGAAGGUGACAGCAUGUCCGAUGUGACGCAUGUGGUUUCUGUUGGAUCAGAGGGUGGCCCGGCUGACAGCCAUGUACAGAGCAGCGAGGCCGACUCUCAAAGCCAGAACCAGGCCAACGGUCUACAGAACCAGAUUGAUUCAGCCGGAACCAUUCAGCAAGUGAUAGUGGGACAAAUGGGGCACCAGCUGGUGCAGCAGAUCCAUUUGCAGCCUCAGAGUCAGGCCCAAGUGCAACAGCAACCUCAGCACAUUCAGACCAUUCAGCUGGCCCCAGGACAAACCUUGCAGCCCAUCCAGGCCUUCCAGAACCAAGCCCAGGUCCUUAUCCGUACUCCAACCCUCUCCCCGUCGGGGCAGAUCACCUGGCAGACACUGCAGCUGCCCGGUGGCGUCUCCCUGCAGGGCGGCCUCGGGGCAGCAAUGCCACAGCAGCUGACGCUGGCCCCGAUGGCCGGCGGGACGACAGUGGGGAGUGGAGGGCUGGUGUCCCUGAGUGGAUCCCCCCUGACGCUGAGCACAGCCCAGAUCAACCCGGGGUCCGGAGUGCAGACGGUCAGCAUCGCAGGGCUUGGCACCGCUGGUGUUCAGGUGCAGGGUGUUCCCCUCACUAUUACUGGUCUACAGGGUCAACCACAAGGUCAAGAUGGGGUCAAAGUUCAAUCGUCUCCAGUUACGGUCACCGUCGGCAAUGUGGCAUCGGGCUCGUCGAUGAGUCCGGAUCAGCUGGGCUCAGUGCAAAGUUCCUCGGACCAGGAAGGGCCGCCCAGCAAGAGGCUUCGUCGCGUCGCCUGCUCUUGUCCGAACUGCAGGGACGGAGAGGGAAGGAAUAGCGGUGACCCCACGAAGAAGAAGCAGCACAUCUGCCACAUGGAGGGAUGUGGGAAAGUUUACGGCAAGACGUCUCACCUGAGGGCUCACCUGCGCUGGCACACCGGCGAGAGGCCGUUCGUCUGUAACUGGAUCUUCUGCGGCAAGAGGUUCACCAGGAGCGACGAGCUGCAGAGACACCGGAGAACACACACAGGAGAAAAGCGUUUUGAGUGUCCCGAAUGCUCCAAGCGCUUCAUGCGCAGCGACCACCUCUCCAAGCACAUCAAGACCCACCAGAACAAGAAGGCCGGCGCCGCGGUGGCCAUCAUCACCACUGACGACAUGGAGGAAGACGCGCCCGAGGGCAUGGACGCCUCCCCUCAGAUUGUCGCUGUGGCAACCCUCUCACGUGACUCUGACCCAGCUACACCCACCACUUCUAAUCACAUGGAGGAGGAAGAGGAGGAGGAGGAGGAGGAGGAAGGGGGGGAGUUCCAAUAAGCAACUGACUCUUGUUUGCUGAAGGCUUACUUCCUAUACAGGGACUGAAGGGGGUGACUACUUUUUCUUCUUUUAAAAAAAAAAAAUCCUUUAAUUUGAGAUUUAAAAAAUGUUCUCUCAUGAAAAAGGGACUCAAAAGAGACGUGAUCGUGCGAUGAACAGAAAAGGAAAGAUAUAAACAUCACAAUCUAAAAAUAACUAGCAUGUAUAAAUUUAGCAUAAACAUAUGAAGGAUUAGUUUGGCAUUUAUGAAAUUAAUUUAUACUAAUUCUAUUCACAGUGGGGAAAGGAACGCAAGUAGUGUCUAGAUUAGCACAAGAGUAGUCUGCUGAAUCUGAAACCAUCCAACAUGGAGGGGCCUUUCCUUAAAUCGCAACAGAAUCUAACUCUAUGCACAAAGUGUUUGUGUUCCUGUUUCAUACCUGGGCUGAGAGUCAAUCAUGGUACAGGACUGUUGCGAAGCAGCGAUAGAGCAGGAGCAGUCUGGGAUGGUGUGUGUGACCUCUGUGAACAAGUGUGUGUGUGUGUGUGUCUGAAUUCCCUCACUGUUACAAAGAGGAUCUACCUAAUUUGAGUUAUAUUCAUGGUUCAGGUUUAGUCCUCAGACCAGAUUCAGGUGUUGAUUCCUCCGAGACCAGUCAACGGAUAAACUGUUAUUGAAGAGAGGGAAAUUCUAAAAAAAAAAAAAAAAAGAAUGAAAAAAAAAGUAGAAAAAAGCACAUAAAAAGUUUUAUAAAUAAUGCAUUCCUAUUGAGGCACAGUGGCCAUUAGACAAAAAAGGUUUCUAUAGAGAAAAACAAUCUAGCUUUCUACAACUUUGUUUGUGUGGUGAAAGCAAUACUUUAAUGACAAUCCCAGUGAAACCAUGUUUACAGUGUCAGGGGAAGUUCUCGGUCUAUAAAACAAGUCGAGUCGUGAGAACGUGUGAAAGCAGUGCUGCUGCUCUGCAGAUACCACAGGGUGGCUUUUAACAUCGCGGCCCAAGUCCAUCCAGUGCCCGUUUGUCAUUUUUAUAGAAUACAUUUCCAUCAGGUGGUACCUGCCGGACGGAACCACAGUUUGGCCGAUGUUGCUCUCCGCCCGCUGUGCCGCGGGGCCCGACCCCUCCGGGCCUCCGUCCCCGACCCCUCCGGGCCUCCGUCCCCGACCCCUCCGGGCCUCCGUCCCCGCCGCGGGGCCCGACCCCUCCGGCCCUCCGGGCCUCCGUCCCCGCCGCGGGGCCCGACCCCUCCGGCCCUCCGUCCCCGCCGCGGGGCCCAUGUGCCGCUAUUGCCUUAACACAAGCUGUCGUACGGAGGGAAGCUCGGAGCUGGCCGGGUGGAGAAAGAGGGGGCGCCCCCCUGCAUCGUAGACGGAGAGCACAGGAGGCGAGGGGAGGGGGGGGGGGUCAUUAAAGAGCGACACAGCGAUGAGAGCAGUGGGUUGCGAGAGGGUCGGGCAGCUUCGCUAUGUGGAUAUUACGGGAUGUUUUCUGGUGGUGUUGCUCUGUGUUAGUUCAGUGCGUACAUUCCUUUUAAAAUUAAGAGAUGCUUUUAUUUCAUAGAAUUUAUCAGUUGUUCCCCACACAGGACCCCACUGUGUACGGCUAAUUUAUUGUUUAUCCUUGAGUUGUACUAUUUGCCUUUUGCUGGACUUGUAUUUGUGUGUAUUGAUUCCGAGGUUGUGUACAGCAUGUUUGAGUUUUUUGCCGUAGUGCUGCUUCUCUUCUUUAAUCUUUGUGCUUCGGAUUUCUUUUUUCUACGUCUGACCAUUGCUGUUCUUUUCUUCUUCUUCUUCUUCUUCUCUUUGCGCCAUAACGUGAUUUUGGAGGGAAAUAAAUAACAAAAGAAGAAGAAAGCAAAAAAGUUACAAUUCUUUAAAGUUGAAAAGGUUGAUACCAAACAAAUUUAGAUGUUUUUGGUAAUAUUUUGUGUGACGACCAACUUUCUUUGAUAUUUUGUAGUGACAUCUCAUGUGUAAAUCUUUUUCUAAAAAGAUGUUUGUCUCCAUAACAUUUGAUAAUGGGUUUUUGCCAGGUUAGCCUCAAAGGCCUAAGUUUAUUGAUAUUUUUAAAACUGGUUUGUACAAAUGUGUUAUGUCGAUAAAAUACAAAAAAAGAAUAGAAGAACAACUUUAAGCAGAAAAGAUGCUUUGCCUAAUUAACACUUGACAAUAAAGUGAUUAAAACGGUUGUAAAUUCAUCGCUGAUCCUCUGCACAUGACUCACUUUGACUUUAAAAUCAAAACACACAAUCUCUACAACUUCUGCCACCUAAUUGUCAGCUAAUCUGUGUUGUGUUGCGACAACGGUGAUAACUGCAUUUCCUUUGCGAACAUUUACUGUUCCAAUUAGCGAUCCUGCCGUUGAUGUUGUGAGGAUCAAACCUGGAACUAUUCAAAUGCUGCUCCGUUGCUUUAAACAGAUAAUUAGCGAAUUAACCGUCUCCUUCGGAAACCCUCCCCCCCCCCCCAGUGUUGCUCUGCUGUGAUCAAAGUGGGUCUUUAGGGAGUUCACCAGCAGGUCACACCUUCAGUGCCAAAAGAAAAGAAUCAAGUAUUAGGCAGCUCACGCAAACCUUUGACGAGUCCCACCUUUGAAGCACUUCAAAAGACUCCCAACGUCUACGACCUCGCUCUGCACCCUCGGGCGAUUUUGUGGAUUUGUCAAAAGGUAAAAUUAAAGUAAUGCACAGUGACAAAUAUUGACGUUUUGAUCCCACCGGAGUGAAAACAGGACCCGUCUGCCGAUCUGUUUCACCACCGCGUGGGGCAUGCUGCACUCAUGGCGACCUCAGGGUGACCCCUGACUGCGCUGUGACCCCCCGCCCCUGCAUCACUGCUACUCAGCCAUUACACAGAGAUCAGCUGACAGGCUCGAGAGAGACAGUUGACCCGGAGCUGACCCCUCCCACCUGAGGUGUGUAGCAACAAGACAAACAUAAUUGGCAACUUUUUUAGAAAACUGGUGUAGCAUUAAAAAAAAAAGGAAAAAGGGGGGGUGUGAGCUCCCAAAAAUACAAUAAAGUUAACAUGGUUGAUCAUUUAUAGAAUGAUGUUUAUUAGAAUUUACAGUGGACUGAGAACUACAGUGUUGUAAAGUUAGCCACUUUAAAGUAGUCGGUGCGUAAAAAGAUGUCGUAUAAAAAAGGCUGCUUUUGCAUCUAUCCAUACCUUGCAUUUGUUGAACAGUGGAAAUAAUCAGAACAAAAGUGUACCACUCAGAACGCUGACUUAAAAACAAGAAGGAAAAAAACACCCAGGAUAUAUAAAACAGG